ACAUAUGUGAUUCGAAAGAUAUAUCUAGGUAAUGAGCUUCUACAUAACAUCAUGCUAUCCAUUAACAUCUGAUAUAUUAUGCCUCAAGCUAUCAGUCUUUGAUAGAAAUUAGUUAACUAUGUUGUAAUUAGCACAUCCUGUCUAGGUCUCUUCCUUUUUUCAUUGAAUCCCUCCCACAUUUUCUUACGCCCUCUCCUUCAGUCUGCAUUGCUUCCUUUCCCCCCUCUGUUUUUUUAGUCCUCUAUCUACCUAGAAUUUCCUUCACCAAACAUUCAUGUAUCUUAAUUCCUCUCUGUUUUUUUUCUUGUUGUCGUCUCCCAUCACCUUUCCUCUUCCAUUUCCUCAUGUAAAAUACAUUAUUCAAUUUCUCUCUCUUCUUUCGCUUCCUUUUCCUCUCCCAUCCUUUUAUCUAAGGACCAUAAAACCCGAUUUAAAUCCCCAGACCAUGCCCAUAUGUAUUUGAUUGGAGGGUCACAUGCCCAUGGGCGUGAUAUUCGCUUUUACUGUCCUGCUAUUGGUUUCUUCAAGCCCUAAGUGGUCUAUUGUUCCAGUCGGAGCUCUGCAGCUGAAUUUACCCUUUUCAGGGGUUGGGAGGGGGUAAGAUAACUACCCCUUGUAAAAGAUCAAGAUUAAAUAUCUGCCCCCUGUACCCCCAUGAGUCUCCGGGUCAAAGAGAGAGCUCCGUGAGAGCAAGAUAUUAUACAAAAUGGGUAGCCAGGGAGACUGCAGUGUCAGGGUGGCUCUAAGGAUUCGUCCUCAGAGUAGUAAAGAGCAAGCAGAAGGAUGCCAUAUUUGUACCUGGGUUUACCCUGGUGAACCACAAGUACUUCUGGGAAAGGACAAAGCCUUCACAUAUGAUUAUGUGUUUGAUAUGGACACAGAGCAGGCAACUGUGUAUGAGACUUGUGUGUGCAAUCUGGUGGAAGGAUGCUUCCAGGGGUUCAAUGCCACGGUGCUAGCAUAUGGACAGACAGGUGCAGGGAAGACACACACUAUGGGCAGUGGCUUUGAUCUAAUGGUAACAGAGGAGGAGUUAGGGAUCAUUCCCCGGGCAGUGCGUCAUCUCUUUGGUACAAUUCAGAAGCACACAGUCACUGCUCAGGAAAAUGGGCGGCCAGAACCCAAGUUUAAAGUCAGUGCACAGUUUUUAGAGCUGUAUAAUGAAGAAAUCCUGGAUCUCUUUGAUGUGUCACGUGACCCUGACUCCCGUCACAGGAAAUCUAACAUCAGAAUCCAUGAAGAUGCCAAUGGGGGGAUCUACGUCAGUGGUGCCAGCACCCGCAGUGUCAACUCAGAGACAGAGCUUUUACAGCUUCUAAAGGAGGGUGCACUCUCCCGCACAACAGCCAGCACUCAAAUGAAUUCACAGAGUUCGCGCUCUCAUGCCAUUUUUACUGUUCAUCUUCACCAGACACGUGUGUCUGAGACCUGUCCACUAGAUGUUCCUACUCCAGAAUAUGAGACCCUCACUGCUAAGUUUCACUUUGUGGAUCUUGCUGGGUCUGAACGUCUGAAAAGAACAGGAGCAACAGGAGAACGGGCAAGAGAAGGGAUAUCUAUCAACUGUGGCCUGCUUGCUUUGGGAAAUGUGAUCAGCGCAUUGGGAGAUCAGAGUAAGAAGAUUCUCCACGUUCCGUACAGAGAUUCCAAACUGACUCGACUGCUACAAGAUUCGCUGGGUGGUAACAGUCAGACUGUGAUGAUUGCCUGCGUCUCUCCAUCUGAUCGUGACUUCAUGGAAACUUUAAAUACAUUGAAAUAUGCCAACCGAGCACGGAACAUCAAGAACCGGGUAACAGCUAAUCAGGAACAGAGUGUUCAGCAGAUGCGGGCACUGAGGGCAGAGCUUGCAAGACUGCGCCUUGAACUACAGGAAUACAAAGCUGGUCAUCGUACUCCUGGUUCAGAUGCCAUUAGUGAUAUGUGCGAGGAGCUGUCUAUGCUGCGUAGUGAGAAUGCAUCCCUGAGGCUGCGUGUCACUGCCUUGCAAGAAGCCAUCAGGGCCAUUAAUGCCCGUGUCACUCGCAUGGCUGGACAAGAGGCAGUCCGUCUGCUACAAAGAGCUGGUGAUAGUAAUGAAGAGAUACAAACCCUGAUACAGAAUUACAUCCAUGAAAUAGAGGAACUAAGAACUCGUCUGGUUGAGAGUGAAGCAAUGAAUGAAUCUCUACGCCGCAAUCUCUCUCGUGCAAAUGCACGUUCCCUGAAUUCUGGCCCAGCACCACCCACUCUAUCUCUCGAUGCAGAGGUUACUGAAGUUGUGAGAAGAGCAAAAGAGGAACUUCAGAGCUUACGGAGGCGAGAGAGCCCAGAGGUUGAUAAUUACAAAAAGAGAUCAAAACUUCAGACUGAUAACAGUGAAGAGACAGAUGAGAAUGAAGCAGAAGAGGAUGAUGAACAUGAAGAAAGUGAAUGUGAAGACGUAGAGAGUGAAGAGAGUGGAGAGAGUGAUGGAGAGACUGACUCUGAGCCAGAGGAGAAAGGUGUGUCACCACCAGGCUCACUUAGAGGGGAUUUGGCUGAUUUAACAUGUGAGAUUGAGAUUAAACAACGCUUGAUUGAGGAAUUGGAACAAAGUCAGCGUCGGCUACAAACUCUCAAACUCCAGUAUGAGGAAAAACUGCAACAGUUACAGAGCCGGAUACGUGACACUCAACUAGAGAGGGACCGAGUCCUAAGAGAGCUUAGUUCAAUGGAGUGUUAUACAGAGGAAAAAGCAAACAAGAUCCGUGCUGAUUAUGAGAAGCGGCUACGAGAGAUGAACAGAGACUUGCAAAAGCUGCAACUGGCUCAACGGGAACAUGCGCGACUUCUAAAAAACCAGACCCGCUAUGAACGUGAACUGCGCAAACUUCAGGGAGAACUCAGUGACAUGAAGAAAGCCAAGUCAGUUUUGAUGAAGCAGAUGAGGGAGGAGCAACAGAGAAGAAAACUUGUGGAGUCCAAGAGGAACCGGGAGAUAGCACAGCUAAAGAAGGAGCAACGUAGGCAGGAACUUCAAAUUAGAGCAUUGGAGUCUCAGAAGAGGCAACAGGAGAUAGUUUUAAGGCGUAAGACCCAGGAGGUAUCUGCCCUUCGGCGUCUCUCUAGGCCUUUAAUGGAUCGGUCAGUCAGCCGCAUACCCUCUCUCACAGACUCCGGAGCAGAAUUGUCCACAAGCACCACGUCCUCAGAGGCAGACAGUGGAGCACGCACUGUGUCCAGCAUUGUGAGACAGUGGAACAAGAAGACAAAUGGGGAACCUGGACCAGUUACCAACGGGACUCGAACUUCAAGGUUGGCUUCUUCUCCCAUUGGUAGGAGGAAAGUUAUUCGCCAAGGUCUCCCACUCAGUAAGGCUGCUCGCGUGAAGUGGCAGACCCUGGAGAAGAGAGUACAUGAGGUUGUUCUACAGAGGCUAACUUUGCUAAACUUGGAGAGUGACAUGGAGAGAUUACUCAGGAAGCGUGAAGAGUUGUCUCUCCUGCAUGAGGCAUUAUUAAGUCGUGUUGGUGGUCAUUCAGAAGAGGGUGGAGAGGAUCGGACACAGCAGGAUGUUGCAGAGGAGCUGGAAGCCUUGACAGCCAAUAUUGAUUAUAUAAAUGACAGUAUCCGGGAGUGCCAAGCUACCAUUGUACAGAUGGAGGAAACCAAGGAGGACUUGGAUUCAACAGACACCUCAGUUGUAAUAAGCUCCUGUUCUCUAACAGAGGCAAGACAUCUACUGGACAACUUCUUAAGGGCCUCCAUUGACAAGGGGUUGCAGGUAGCCCAAAAAGAAGCCCAGAUUCGGGUACUGGAGGCUCGAAUACGGCAGACUGAUAUGGCAAGCCAGGCUCACACUCAAAUGCUGUUGGACAGAUCAGAAUGUCAAAGCAUGCAGCAAGAGAAUGGAUAUGUAAGCACAGAUGAUGAGGUAUCGGAAUUCAGUCAAGCCUCAGAAGGAAGUUCCUCAAUCACCUACACAAUGAGAGGAUCAUCCAGUCAAGAUGACUUUAAGUGGAAGGGGGAACCCCGCCUCUCACGACAGGUAAAAGCUAUUUCUGCUGAGUGCUUAAGCCCAUCACUGGAGCCAUCCACCAAAAACAUCACCAAGUCAUUGGCUUCAUUGACUGACAUUUUAGAGGACAGUGGAGGCUUCUACUCAGGAAUUCUUCGUGGGCGGACAUCACACAGCCUUACUCUACCAGUCCGUGGGAAUACCUUCCCUAGACAAUCCCGAGGACCAAAUACCUCUCCAUUAACACGUAGAAAAUCUUAUGACAGAGGACAACCAAGGGUUUCAGAAUCAAGUUUGACACCACCUUCCUCGCCCCCCAUGCGCCCCCGCAAUGAUAAAAAUGUGUUUUCUCGGUUAACAAGUAAUCAAAGUACAGGGUCUGCACUGGAUAGGUCUGAUGAGAGUGACUGCCUUUUCUCGGAUGCUACCAGGGGGGUGAUCAGCCCUUUAGGGAGUGCAAAAGGUACCCGGACUGCACCGUUACAAUGUGUGGCUAUAGCAGAAGGACACACAAAACCUGUUCUCUGUGUGGAUGCUACAGAGGAACUGCUUUUUACUGGGUCUAAAGAUCGCACCUGCAAGCUGUGGAAUCUGGUAACAGGUCAGGAAAUUGGGUCUCUGCGUGGACAUCCCCAUAAUGUUGUGUCAUUGAAGCACUGUUCCCAAUCUGGUCUAGUGCUGUCUGCAUCAGCGUCUUUUGUGCGUGUCUGGGACAUCAGGGAUCCUGCCCGCUGUGUGCGCACACUACUGUCAUCUGGUCAGGUAGUGUCUGGCGAUGCUUGUUCUGGAAUGGGUCUACGUGGCACGAGCACUACACAAGGAGAGCUGCAAAUUAAUCAGAUUGCUCUAAACCCUGAAGGCACAAUCUUGUAUACAGCUGCUGGCAAUGCAGUAAGAGCUUGGGAGCUAAGCAGGUUGCAGCCCAUUGGGAAGUUGACAGGACAUAUGGCUCCAGUUAUGUGUUUAACAGUGAGCAAUACCCAGAGCGGAAGAGAUCUUGUUAUUACUGGAUCCAAGGACCACUAUAUUAAGAUGUUCGAGCUCCCUUCUGGAUGGGGCGGGAGUGUUUCGCCCACCUAUAACCUGGAGCCUCCUCAUUAUGAUGGGAUUGAGUGCCUUGCUGUGCAGAGUGGGAUACUUUUUAGUGGUUCAAGAGACAAUGGCAUUAAAAAGUGGCACCUACAGCAACAUGAACUUAUGCAGCAAGUUCCCAAUGCACACCGGGACUGGGUAUGUGCGCUGGGCUUUGUGCCAGGCCGUCCUCUAAUGCUCAGUGGUUGCAGAGGAGGUGCCCUUAAAGUCUGGAAUAUGGAAAACUUUACUCCCAUUGGGGAAGUCAGAGGUCAUGAGAGUCCUAUCAAUGCCAUGUGUUCUAACAGUCGCCAUAUUUUCACAGCAUCCAGUGACUGCCGGGUCAAGCUGUGGCUAUAUGUUCCUGGUCUCACUCCGUGUCUUCCACGACGGGUUCUGGCGAUCAAAGGCCGUGCCACUAGUCUUCCGUAAAUGGCCCUCCAUCUCUCACUACCCCUUUCUUUCACCAAUUAUCCCCUUUAAAAUCAACGCCCUCCCCCCUCCAUUGAAGGUAUGAAGGUAUAUAGAGAUGCUAUCAUGUUAUGAUGUUAUCUUUCACAGUUGCAGAAAAUCAAAACUAAAACAUUUUCCUUGUUUUUUAUGCAUGUAGUGACCAUACAGUGAAGAUGUGGAGUGGAAAAAGACGCCUCAUCCAGAUCACAUAAUACAGGACUUCUUACCUAACCAGUGCUCAAACCUUGGGGACACUAGUUCAAAGACAUUUCACUCAGAUAAAACGUCUGUUCCUUUUUAAGUGUCAUUUCUCAUCUCUUAUUCUGUCUCCAGGAAUCUUAGCACUGGUCUCAAAUGUAAGGAUGGAGGAAUUGACAGGCUUAUUUCUGCAACAGAAAGGUCACAAGGAAAGUGGAAACAGGCACAAAGAAAAAUGAUGGAUGAAGAGGGAGCAGAAUUUAAAUAACCUCUUUUCCUCUUCAUUUUUUAAUAUCACCUUUCUAAUACCUCCCAGUAUUAGACUUUUCCUCCAUGAAGUUGUCAUGCACUGCCAUAGACUACUGUAAUUUUACUUGCAUCACAUUCUUUUUUAAGCUGCUUCAAGUGUGCCCCCUUCCUAACGCCAAGCACCUUAUAAAAGCGUUGAUGCAUCAAGUAUGACUAAACUUCUCCAUACAAACUGACAGCUACAGACUACACAAAUUGUUUUAUGUUCAGAGAGGAAGUUAGCAUACAGACCUCAAAUUUAUACCCCUGAUAAAGCUACCUCUAAGACUUGGCAAAAAAUAAAAAAACAAAAACAGAAAAACCAUAUGUUGCUCACACUUCAGGUCUUUGGAGGAAUUAAUGGGGAGAAAGGGGUUUUGUCAUUCAGACAUGAAAUAUGAUGGGGGUUCUUUUUCUGUAAAAAGUGUUAAAUAACUUUAUUUAAAGCACAAUUUAUACAUUUGUGUUGCAAAUGAAAACUGUUAUUUGUGUCAAUAAAGUUGAAAUUCAAAAGAUUAACAA
Molecule: messenger RNA, 6511 nt
Organism: Bombina bombina (fire-bellied toad)
Lineage: Eukaryota; Metazoa; Chordata; Amphibia; Anura; Bombinatoridae
Gene: KIF21B
Product: kinesin family member 21B
Exons: 35
Coding region: 707-5482 (1591 amino acids)
Biological process (GO): microtubule-based movement; mitotic spindle organization
Molecular function (GO): microtubule motor activity; ATP binding; microtubule binding
Source: RefSeq, a predicted model, not a curated record